This is a messenger RNA of Biomphalaria glabrata, 2591 nucleotides long. RefSeq lists its product as uncharacterized. The coding region runs from base 464 to 2149 and encodes 561 amino acids. NCBI's taxonomy places the organism in Eukaryota, Metazoa, Mollusca, Gastropoda, Planorbidae. The record is from RefSeq and is a predicted model, not a curated record. The transcript is spliced from 19 exons.
UGACAAACUCACCAAACUCUGUAGACUCUAGAUACGACAUAUCAAGAUCUAGACUACAUGUCAGACAUGUGUCAUGUCUAAUCCAAAUUUGAAUAUCCAGCACUAGCCUUAGAUUCUAGAUCAAUGUAGAUAUAGACUUAUUAUAAUUGAUUUAGAUGCCUCUAGAUUACUCUAGAUCUAAGAAUCUAGUAAUCUAGAUCUGUAUAACUGUAUAAAGUGUAUAGAGAUUAGAGUCUCAGUCUAGAGAUAAUAGAUCAUCUAAUUCUAAUAAAUUCUAGACCUUAGUUUAGUUAGUAGACUAAGUACUAAAGUAGUUACUAGAUCUAGUAUCAUAAGUAUCCAAUCAAUUCCAAUCUACUCAUAAUCUAGAGUCGAGUCUAGAGUGACUGGAGUUAAAAUUAGUAGAGAUAUAUAAUUUAAUACAAAUUGAGGCAAAUAAAAGAAUUAAUCUCAAUGACCAUUAAUGGAAUCUGCCACAGAACUAGAUCUAGAAGAAUCAUCAGAUGAUGAACUUGAAGAUAUUGAAACCUUUAUUCAGACGCCUUCCAAAUGCUUUAGUAAAUACUGCCUUUCUCCAGUUCCAAAUGGAGAUGCCUUGCAGUCUCACAUUAGACCCAAUGAGAAGUCUAUAAGUAAAAACCUUGACACACUUUUGCAAGAAGUUCGGCUCCAGAAUGCUGAGGAGGAUGAUUUGAAUAAAAUGAAAAAAGAAUUAUGGUCCAACAUUGUUAGUGAAUCAGAAACCAUUCAUCAAGACACUAUGGGACAUCUUGAUCUGGCCUCUGAACAUGCCGACCAUAUUAACCAGUUAGAGGUGAAGACAAGCCAGUUGACAAGUGUCUACCCGGGACUUGAAGUAUUUCAUCCUGAUCUGUUUUGUUGCUUAUUCACCGAGCAUGUGAGUCCAUCAGACUUUGGCUUCAUCCCAGUCAACACAGUGGACUUUAAAAUAUCUGAAAUCAUUGCUGAAGAUUGGAAGACUCUACUUAUGUCUAACACGUUGCUUCCACUUAUGUCCAAGAUAUCUUGUGUGGACAAAAUAAUGAUGUGGCUUUGGAAUUUGAUGUCUGUCUGCACCUGUACACCAGCAAUCAUCAGCAAUCUAUUGAGACACAUGGUCAAAAGGCUGGCCAAUGAGAGAGUGCCGAAGAAAACAUUUUGGUGCCCUAAUUCCCAGGAUCUUUUAAGACUUUUAGUCAAUUUAGGAGCAAGACCAGAAGAUCUACAGGGUAGACAAACUUUCUUCAGCAUUGAGGAAGUUAGUACUGCAUUAAGAGUAACAAAGCAGUCCACAGAAAAAACUGAUCCUAUCACUGAUGAAAUGUUUGCUGACAGAUUUAAAACAGUUCUGGAUAUACUUUCCUUAUGUUUACAGACGAGUCCCCUUCAGAAUAAAAAAGAUAUUUCUUCGAUGUUUUACAUGUUAGCUACAACAGCUCUUCAUGCAGCAUUUCCAACAUCUCUGUCUUGGGAGUUUGAGGUGUGUCUCACAUCUUUAUUGGAGUGUUAUAAAUCUUGUGACUGGCAAGAAGUCUUGCCUGAAUUGUCUCGAUGUCUUCUGUGUAUAACUGACCAUCACCACAACCAGGCCCAUCUUCUUGAUUUGAUGCCGCGCAGCUCCAGGGGUCGUUGUCUGAGACAGAUGCUGGGUGUUUUAUUUUUACACUGCCAGCUGGCCCCAAUGAACUCACCACCAAAUCUAGACUAUGAAACAUUGAAAUUGUCGGAUAUUUUACAAAUUGGGUCUAGAAGUAAAGACCAUACCCUAACACCAUUGUGCUCGAGUCUACAGAGCCUGAUUACAACUGACCUUUACAAAUUAUCAUCUGUGAUAACUCUAGUGGAUAAAACUGUGGGCAACGAGAAACAGAGAGGAGAGCAAUCAGUUGCAGAGCUACAGUUCUUGAUUAAUGAAAUUCAAAAAGUGAUAAAAAUAAUUCGUGACAACAUGAAUAAUUUGGAUUACUCCAGGGUGAAAGAUUCUCUGACGUGUCUAACUAUGAAGUGGUCCUUGACAUUACAAGAUGCUAAAAGUCAAGAAAAAACGAUAUUUAACUGGGCCACAGCCAGACCCCACCAACCAGUGCAGCCUGAAGUGUUAAGAGACAUCCAGAAUCUAGAGAUGGAUGAUGACGGCGAUAGUUGUUGAAGCACAAAUUGAGUUUUAUUCCACUCAUAAAAUGUUAAUAUUUUCAUAACGUCUUACACUAUAGUAUUACACUAUAGUCAUUUCAUAGUGAUAUCUGUAACGAUGUACUAUAUUUCACUAUUAUCUUAUACCGUUACUGUAAUGAAAUUCUCUUACUUUUUGUAUGACUUUUUUUUUUCAAUUUUUUACUUCAAUGAUGUUACAUUAAAUCUAAACUUUAAAAAAAAAAUGUGUUAUUAUUGUUAAGACUUUGCCAUGCGCACCGCCAUCCAAGAUAGUGCAGAACGAAGGUGCGCACUAUCUGUGACUAAACAAGUCGGAUGUUGACAUUAGGACUAACGAUUUCCGCCCAAGUCUAGAGCCAAUAUGGAGAUGCUGUGCUCAAGGCAGAUGUCCUUUGUGUUUGUCAUGUCUCCGUGUAAAUAAACGUCAAUGUCCUCGU